Molecule: messenger RNA, 3276 nt
Organism: Durusdinium trenchii
Lineage: Eukaryota; Dinophyceae; Suessiales; Symbiodiniaceae
Source: the annotation of a GenBank genome assembly
AUGGCGCCCAAGAAGUGUUCUCCAGCAGGAAUCGCAGCAAAAGCAGCAGGAAGAAAACCAAAGCUGUCGGUAGCGAAGGCACGACUCGAAGCCAAUGUCAAGAGACAAAAGACAAGUCAUGAUGGCAAUGACUCUGCAGCGUUACCAAAUGAUCGUAAGGGUAGUGGGGGUCCGCUGAUCAGCGAUUUCAUGAUCAUGAUCCCAAAGCAAGAGCCUCAAGAGGACUCUUUUGCUGGGGAUGUGAUUUGCAAAGAAGAAGGCCCUCCAAGUCCCGUGGGCACAGUCACGCUCGAUUCCUUUGUCAAUGGUUUCCAGUCAGAGGGGGACUGGAAAACCAAAUUGCAAGAAUCCUGGAAAUCACUAGAUGAUGGCGACCUCGCAAGCCUGAUGCAACAGGCAGUGGAAUGUCCAAUGCUGAAGGAAUACAAGAUCCUCCAAGACACCAAGCCAAACAACCCAGUCGAUGAUUUCAAGCUGUUUGUACACUGGCUAGUUCAGAAGAAGGUUUCAAGCCGCAUCACAGCAUCAGCAGCAGCGUCUAUGUCAGAUAAACCCGUAUCCCCCGAACACAGGGGCGGAUUGCCAGAUGACACCGCAGAGCAACAGGCACCAACAGCAGCAGCCACAACACAGGAGCUGCACAACACAUCCAGCACGGCUUUGGAGGAAGCGGCAGAGACAGCAGCAGCACCUAUGGCAGAUCAACAUGACCCAGCAAAGCAGCAGGCAGCAACACAUCCAGCAGCAACACUGGACAAGAUGGGCAACACCCGCAGCACAGCUCCGCUGGAAACAGCAAACAAGCACAAAGCAACAUCAAUAUCAGCAGCAUCAGCAAAAACAGAUGUUGAGUUUGUUGAAGUGUUCUUGGAGGAUGAGGCAAAAUGUGUGGCAGCUGUGAAACAACACCACCUGUUUCCAGCAUACUUGAAAUUUUGUCAGAAACACAAACCGUUCAUUCACUUCGAUUGGACACACCCCGGAGAUGGAAAGCAAGUGGAUACUGUGAGAAACAUCAGACACUUCAACAGCUACCUCAAAAACGCAGAGGCACCGCUGCUUGAUAUCAGCAAACUCCUUCGGCAAUAUGAGGCCGCCAUGUUUGACUAUGACUCAACUGACGACUAUGUUUUUCCGGAUCUUCUUCUACGUGUACGCAGCCAUCCCAUGUUCAACGAGUUCAUUGAGGAUGUCUACACCAACAUUGAAGAGCCAAGAUACAUCCAGUCAGGAUGGACAUUCGGAAGCUGGCCACACAAUGAUUUCAAGAAGUUCAACACCUUCCUGAUACAGAAGGGCCAACCGCCAAUUGAUCUGGCUGAGGCAUGGCCGGCCAUUCUAGCCGGCUGGCACUAUGGGCUGAGUACUGCAGAACUUGAUUUGCUUUCUGAGGAGGAUUUUAUCAGUGCGCUCAGUGCAGCCCAAGGGCAUCCGUUGUUCAGGGAGUUUUGGUCUUCCCAGUUACUGGAGAAACCUCACCAGCCACGUUUUGCAUCAAGCAGUGCUCAUCAGGUUUCCAACCUUGAGAGCUUCGUGAUUUACCUCCGGGACACAGUCAAGGCCUACAUGAAGGCAGGAGUAGCUGGUGAAGAACACUUCAACAAGUAUUUUGGAAAGAUGGCGCCAGAGGAGACAGCAGGUGAGGGCAAACAGGAACAAGUAGAAGUAGAAGAAUCAAAACAGGCGGCUAUGGAAUGGGGGUCCAAUUGCGACCCGGAGUUCAUUGCAAACUCGUUGAUGAAUGAUGAGAAUUGCCCCUACUGCUUGGAAGAUGAGAUAUCCAGAGUGAAAAAAUUUGAGCAUUUUGCUGAGUAUUUUCACUUUCUGAAAAAAGAAGAGUUUGUGGAUGAUGAUUACAGCUACGGAGAUCCAGAAGGCGACCCGGUAGAGGACCUGGUGCACUUUCUUCGCUGGUUCCAGAAAUCCCCACAUUCCAAGAUCAAUACUGAGACAGUGACAAAGAGGCUUGAUCAGAAAGAAGCGGCAUGUAUGGGCGUUGGUGCUGAUGAUGGCCAGGUUGAUGAGAUUUCCGAACCUGGUGAUGUUUAUGAUGCUCGCAUUCCAGUAGCAGAGGCUGAAGAAUUGGUCCGGAGGGCCGUCGACGCUUAUCCAGAUCCAGAAGACGUGAUGGGAUCAGCUGCUGAGGUGUUUGAGGAUGCGAUGCGCUGUGCAGUGCAAGGUCUCAAGCCGGCCUUCAAUCUCGACAUGACAGAAACAGUGGCCAGCGUAAGCACCUUCAACGGGUGCUUGGAUGUGAUGGAACUCAAUCGCCCACAUUGGGUUGUGUUGGAAAAUGUUGAGUCGAUCGAGAGGGAAACCGAUGACUCCUCGGAAUCCAACCUGAAGCUUUGUAUCGAUGAGAUUGAGAAGCGCGGAUACGCUGUGGAGUGUAUUUUGCUAGAUGCAGAGUGGUUCGGGUUGCCCCAGAGCCGCCGGCGUGUCUACUUUGUUUGCUUGGAUUUGCGAAACCAAGACAUCGCUGUGAGUGCGGCAAGCUUCUUUGAAGAUGUGAAAACGCUGAUUCGCCAGAUGUACUUGGAAGAGAACUUUCUGUUGCCAGAUGAUGACCCAGCCUUAGCAGAACACUUUGAGUUUCUCUCCGACAGAGACGAUGUAGCGGACUCUGACGGUGGAUGGACAUCUUUGCAUAUGUCGGUUGCAGAGAAAAGAGGCAUCCCAUGGCCGCUCCAAAUUCCAAAGGCAGUGCAAGCAUCCAAAUGGUUCCCGCUCUUGACGAAGAGGGCUCGGGAGGUGGUGGGAUUUGCUGCCGAUGACAAGUACAGAAUGAAGAAGAAGGUGUCCGUUGCGGAUGUGUACCACUCCGCAAACCGUUACUCAACAGGAACCCGUUCAUUGCCGGUGAUCCUUCCAAGGAGCAUAGCCUGGUCCUUUGCAAAGCAAAGGCCACUCUUGGGAAGGGAGCUGUUGAGAUGCCAGGGACAUUCAUAUGAUCAUGACUUUCUGUCCAGCUUCACGGAAUCCCAGCUUGGGAAUUUGGCUGGCAACGCGUUUGCGGGAAACGUGAUUGUUGCAGUGGUGCUGGCGGUGAUGUGCAGCCUGCGAUACAGCAGCGAGUCAGAGAUGUCUGAAGCAGAGGAUAUUAGACAAAUGGUCCAGUACCGUGGCUACGACUCGGCGGGGAUCGGUGUCCAUGGUGUACCCAUCAAAGUGCGGAAGAAGGUGGGCAAGGCGCGGGCCUCGGACGGUGACUUCCGCCGAUCGGCUGCGAAGUCUCGGGGUGGGUUCGAGACUUUGCAGUUGGCACAGGAGGCGUAG